Messenger RNA from Gracilinanus agilis (Agile Gracile Mouse Opossum), 1123 nucleotides. RefSeq names its product replication factor C subunit 3 (gene RFC3). Gene Ontology annotation, molecular function: ATP hydrolysis activity; DNA binding; DNA clamp loader activity. The record is from RefSeq and is a predicted model, not a curated record. Gene Ontology annotation, biological process: DNA-templated DNA replication; DNA repair. The transcript has 9 exons. Lineage: Eukaryota; Metazoa; Chordata; Mammalia; Didelphimorphia; Didelphidae. Gene Ontology annotation, cellular component: DNA replication factor C complex; nucleus. The coding region runs from base 1 to 1017 and encodes 338 amino acids.
AUGAGCCUCUGGGUGGACAAGUAUCGGCCCACCUCCUUGGGGAGGCUGGAUUAUCACAAAGAACAGGCGGCCCAGCUGCGGAACCUGGUACAAUGUGGAGACUUUCCUCAUCUCUUAGUAUAUGGGCCAUCAGGUGCUGGGAAAAAGACGCGAAUUAUGUGUCUCUUGAGAGAAUUAUAUGGAGCUGGAGUGGAAAAGUUAAGGAUUGAACAUCAGACGAUCACAGGUCUUAUAAUCAAUGAUGCUGGAAAUAGUGAUCGGGUGGUAAUUCAAGAAUUAUUGAAAACAGUAGCACAAUCACAGCAACUUGAGACAAGCACCCAAAGAGAAUUUAAAGUGGUUUUACUGACUGAAGUUGAUAAACUUACCAAAGAUGCUCAGCAUGCCUUGCGUAGAACCAUGGAAAAAUAUAUGUCUACUUGCAGGUUAAUCCUGUGUUGUAAUUCUACAUCAAAAGUAAUCCCCCCUAUUCGGAGUAGGUGCCUUGCCGUUCGUGUUCCUGCUCCCAGCAUUGAAGAUAUUUGCCAUGUGUUAUCCACUGUAUGCAAGAAAGAAGGUCUGAAUCUUCCUUCAGAGCUGGCUCAUAGGCUUGCAGAGAAAUCCUGUAGAAAUCUCAGGAAAGCCCUGCUUAUGUGUGAAGCCUGCAGGGUUCAACAGUACCCUUUUGCUCCCGAUCAAGAUAUCCCUGAGACAGAUUGGGAAGUGUAUUUGAGGGAGACUGCAAAUGCUAUUGUCAGUCAACAGACUCCUCAAAGGCUACUUGAGAUUCGUGGACGACUUUAUGAACUAUUAACUCAUUGCAUUCCUCCUGAAAUAAUAAUGAAGGGCCUUCUUUCAGAACUUUUAAAUAAUUGUGAUGGACAACUGAAAGGGGAAGUUGCACAGAUGGCAGCUUACUAUGAACAUCGUCUUCAACUUGGCAGCAAAGCUAUUUAUCACCUGGAAGCAUUUGUGGCAAAGUUCAUGGCAAUUUAUAAGAAGUUUAUGGAAGAAGGACUAGAAGCCAUGAUGUUCUAAAGUCUUUCAGUCAGUAUCAUUUCUCAAUAUGUCUUAAUAUUGAUAUUUCUCAUAUACAAUUUAUGUUGUAAACUCUGUAGGUCAAAUAAAUUCAUAUUAAUCACUA